Molecule: messenger RNA, 2003 nt
Organism: Gastrolobium bilobum
Lineage: Eukaryota; Viridiplantae; Streptophyta; Magnoliopsida; Fabales; Fabaceae
Product: ABSCISIC ACID-INSENSITIVE 5-like protein 2
Exons: 4
Coding region: 661-1653 (330 amino acids)
Biological process (GO): positive regulation of DNA-templated transcription
Cellular component (GO): nucleus
Molecular function (GO): DNA-binding transcription factor activity
Source: RefSeq, a predicted model, not a curated record
CUGUUGAAGUAGGUGAAGUGGGAAACCCUUUCCUUAGAUUUUGUUUUGGUUAAAGAUUCAGAAGUCAAAACUGUCUAUUCCUUCAACCGUUUUUUCAAAGUUGUUUUUUGAUUUAUGAUUUUUAUUUUUUUUUGCUUUGAAAGGAAAACUUAAUCAUCCCUUUUUUUGGUUAGUAGUGUAAGCAAUGUUGUCCCAGAGAAUGUUCAACUCUCAAGUUUUCAUGAGCAAAAAAAGUGGUUUUGUUUGUGCUGAGGUUUGUGCAGGAACAAUCUUGGGUUUUUAUUCUUUAAUGCAUAGUGGUGAUGAUAGAAAUGACAUGCAUCAUUAGUUGAUGGCUUUUUCUCUCAACUACUAUCCCAUGUUGGUUUUUGGAGCAUCUGUUCUGAAACGUUGAUUCCCUUUGAAAUCUGAUCUGACCCAUCUUUUUUUUUUCUUCUUUUUUUGUUCUGGGACCAAUUUUCUCCCACCCUAUACUCUUUUGUGUUUGUGAGUGCCUGUUAUCAAACCUCUAAGAGUUCAAAGAAUCUGGUUAUGUUAGGAUUGAUUUCCGGGUAAAUUUGUUGCUGGCUACCAAAUUGAGAUUGAGGUGCUUUCUGGGUAUUGGGGUUUGGUAAUGAAAAAUAUGGAGUUUUAGGUUUGUGCAGUUUGGCUCAGAAAAAAAUGGGAUCUCAAGGGGGGACAAUACAAGAGCCAAAAAAUGCACCUUUGGCUAGGGAAGGGUCCUUGUAUAAUCUGACCCUUGAUGAGGUGCAGAACCAGCUUGGAAAUUUGGGGAAACCACUUGGAAGCAUGAAUCUGGAUGAGCUUCUCAAGAGUGUGUGGAGUGUUGAUGCUAGUGAUGCCUCAGGAUUGGAUUUUGGUGGUGAUGCUAACAUGCAACAUGGUCAAGUUGCUUCUGGGUCCUCUUUGAAUCCACAAGGGAGCUUAACUUUGUGUGGGGAUCUUAGCAAGAAAACUGUUGAUGAGGUUUGGAGAGAUAUGCAACUGAAGAAGAGUACUAAUAUGGAUAGGAAAGUCCAUGAGAGACAACCUACACUGGGUGAGAUGACCUUGGAGGAUUUCUUGGUGAAGGCUGGAGUGGCUGCUGAAUCUUUUCCUACCAAGGAUGGUGCUAUGGAAGUGGUUGAUUCAAAUGGGGCUUCCCAACAAAAUGUUUCACAACAUGGUCAUUGGAUGCAAUACCAGCUCCCUUCAGUGCAGCAGCCUCUACAACAGCAUCAGCAUCAAAAUCAGCAAAAAAAUUUGAUGGGGGGUUUUGUGGCUGGUCAUGCCAUUCAACAGCCUUUCCAGGUUGCGGUGAGUCCAAUUUUGGAUGCAACAUACUCUGAAGCAAUGGUGACAAUGUCACCAUCUUCUUUAAUAGGUACAUUAUCAGAUACACAAACUCCAGGUCGGAAAAGGGUUGCCUCUGGUAAUGUGGUUGAGAAAACUGUGGAGAGGAGGCAGAAGCGGAUGAUUAAGAAUAGGGAAUCUGCUGCUCGGUCACGAGCAAGAAAACAGGCUUAUACACAAGAACUGGAAAUUAAAGUUUCGCAUUUAGAAGAGGAGAACGAAAGGCUGAGAAAACAGAAUGAGAUAGAGAGGGUGUUGCCAAGUGUGCCACCACCUGAGCCUAAGAAUCAGCUUCGAAGAACUAGCUCAGCGUCCUUUUGAUGUCUUCAUUGCAAUGAGUUCCUAAUUCUCUUUCAUGCUAUCACAUCACAUAGUUCUCAUGUGCACAUUUGAUUCUCAAGUUUUCCAAGGCUAUUUUUCUCAGGGUAGUUGUUUGUGAUGCUAUCAGUUUUCCUCAGCUUGCUCUAUUCGAAUAUUUUCCUCUAUGUACAUUUUUAUAAACCUAACUUGCAAUUUAAGCAGCAUCAUAAAUACACUUGAGUCUAAUUCUUGACCUGUAAGUGGCUUUACUACCAUUGUUUUUCAUGGCUUCUCUGUGAGCAAGAGUGUGUAACUUAUAGCCAUUACUCAUUUGCAUUUGCUUAAACCUGUUAAACUUUAGUUUUAAACUA